AUGCCUCCGAGGCAACUCUCCACCACCUCCGGUGACUACGAUACCGCGAACCCUCCAGAGGUGCGCAGGUAUCUUCGCACCUAUGGCCUCACUCCGCCCAAUGUCGAGACCUAUGAGACUCAAGCUCAAAGAUGUCUCAAACUCCUGUCCAUGAAGCCCACUCCAAUCGAAAAGUACCAAUACUUGACACAUCUCCGAGCCACCAACGUCCAUCUUUUCUACCGCCUCCUUGCCGAUAAUGUUAGAGAACUCACUCCUCUCAUCUACACCCCCACCGUCGGUGAAGCCUGUCUUCGCUGGUCAGAAAUAUAUACCCAGCCCGAGGGCAUGUACAUUUCAUAUUCAGACAAGGGUCAUAUCGCCGAAGUGCUGAAGAAUUGGCCUUACGAUGUCGACAUCACCGUUCUCACCGACGGCUCUCGUAUCCUGGGUCUCGGAGAUUUGGGCGUCAACGGAAUGGGUAUUCCGGUCGGCAAGCUGGCUCUAUAUACCGCCUGCGCCGGCAUUCGUCCAGAGAAGACUCUUCCUCUGACUCUGGAUCUUGGUACGAGCAACGAGGCUUUCAGGAACGAUCCUCUAUACAUGGGUAGUCGAAGGCCGAAAGUCACAGCGGAGGAAGAGCGGGAGUUUCUGGACGAACUGAUGGAGGCGCUCGUGCAGAGGUGGCCAGGCAUCGUCAUUCAGUUUGAGGACUUCAAGAACCCCUUCCCGGCUCUCGAACGGUAUCGUGACAAUUACGCCAUGUUCAACGACGAUGUGCAAGGGACUGGUGCGGUCAUUGCCGCUGGCUUCAUCAACGCCGUGAAGGCUUCGGGUGUGCCAGCCAAAGAUCACAAGGCUGUGUUUCUCGGCGCUGGGAGUGCUGGUGUUGGUGUCGCCAAGCAGCUCGUGGAAUACUUCAUGAAGGAGGGUCUCACCGAGGACGAGUCGCGCCGCAAGUUCUGGUUCGUAGACUCGAAUGGCCUGGUGACGAACGACCGUGGUGACAAGCUCGCCGAGCACAAAGUCUACUUCUCCCGAGACGACAACCAAGGUCGCCAAUUUCAGUCUCUGGCACGCCUCAUCGAGUACGUGCAGCCAACCAUCCUGAUGGGCCUCUCCACGAUCGGAGGUGCAUUUACCAAGGAUAUCCUCCAACGCAUGGCUCGCAUAAACCACCGCCCAAUCAUCUUCCCUCUCUCGAACCCGUCCUCGAAGUCCGAAUGCACAUUCGAGGACGCCGUCGCUUAUACAGAAGGUCGCGUGCUUUUCGCCUCGGGAUCGCCCUUCCCAGCGGUUCGUUGUGACGGCCGCAUCAUGGUCCCAGGCCAGGGCAACAACAUGUACGUCUUUCCGGGCAUCGGGCUCGGAGCGAUCCUCUCCAAGGCAUCUUCUGUCACGCAAGACAUGAUCUACGCUUCGGCCGAGCAUCUGGCUGCGUCGCUGAACGAGCAGGAGCGCGCCGAUGGCUGGCUGUACCCUGACAUCCGCCGCAUUCGCGACGUGAGCGUCAUCAUCACCCGUGGCGUGAUCCGUGCUGCUCAAGAAAACGGCGUCGAUCGCGAGACCCUCCUCCGCGGGCUCAGCGAUGAGCAGCUCGACGCUUACAUCAAAGAGAGGAUGUAUGACCCGUCCACGGAGGUCGAGAAGGUUCUCUCCGAGGUCGAGCAGCUCGAGACCACGGCAUCGGGCAUGAGCUACACAAAUGGCCAAGUCAAUGGCCUAAUCAACGGCGUCGUAAACGGGCUCAGCUCCGCGCAUCUCUAA
Messenger RNA from Pseudovirgaria hyperparasitica, 1746 nucleotides. RefSeq lists its product as uncharacterized. Bases 1 to 1746 code for a protein of 581 amino acids. The record is from RefSeq and is a predicted model, not a curated record. Gene Ontology annotation, molecular function: NAD binding; malate dehydrogenase (decarboxylating) (NAD+) activity. Gene Ontology annotation, biological process: malate metabolic process; pyruvate metabolic process. The transcript is spliced from 4 exons. Lineage: Eukaryota; Fungi; Ascomycota; Dothideomycetes; Acrospermales; Acrospermaceae. Gene Ontology annotation, cellular component: mitochondrion.